GCCCCAGCGGGUGUCGGACUCCUGAGCUCCACCCGUCCUCCCGUCCCGGCCUCCCAAAGGGCUAGGAUGACGGUGGCUGACCAGGCCUUUGUCACGCUGGCCACCAAUGACAUCUACUGCCAGGGGACCCUGGUCCUGGGCCAGUCCCUGAAGAGCCACCGGCUGACGAGGAAGCUGGUGGUGCUGAUCACGCCUCAGGUGUCCCGCCGGCUCAGGGUCCUCCUCUCGCGGGUGUUUGAUGAGGUCAUCGAAGUGAAUCUGCUGGACAGCGCAGACUAUAUCCACCUGGCCUUUCUGAAGAGGCCUGAGCUCGGGGUCACCCUCACCAAGCUUCACUGCUGGACUCUCACGCAUUACAGCAAGUGUGUCUUUCUGGAUGCGGACACUCUGGUCUUGUCCAAUAUUGACGAGCUGUUUGACCGGACAGAGUUUUCUGCAGCUCCCGAUCCUGGGUGGCCGGACUGCUUCAACAGCGGGGUGUUCGUCUUCAGACCGUCCCUCGAAACGCACAGCCUCCUGCUGCGACACGCCACGGAGCAUGGCAGCUUUGAUGGGGCAGAUCAAGGCUUACUGAAUAGCUUCUUCAGUAGCUGGUCGACGGCAGACAUCCACAAGCACCUGCCGUUCAUCUAUAACCUGAGUAGUAACACUGCAUACACUUAUAGCCCUGCCUUUAAACAAUUCGGUUCCAGUGCCAAGGUAGUCCAUUUUUUGGGGUCCACGAAGCCAUGGAACUACAAGUACAGUCCUCAGACUGGGUCGGUUUGGGAGCAGGACCCAGGAUCAAGCACUCAGCACCAGGUGGGAUUCCUUAAUCUCUGGUGGAAGAUCUAUCAGACAAUGGUGCUGCCUCUUUAUGAAAGUGUCAAAGCUGGGGAGACACACACAUCUCCAGGACACACGGUUUCCCUCAGUGGUGUUGAUGUGCCGUGUGCAAAUUUAGCACUUGGCGCUGAAGAGCCGUGUGCAGAUUCAGCACUGGGGUCCCACCACCGGCCUGCUGAAGAUUGUCCGGAGCCAACCGUGGUAGAGGCUGAGACCCCAUCCCUGCCUGAAGAGUGCCAUUCAGAGGAUACGACAGGCCGCCCUGAGAUGGAGACUCCUGCUGCUGCUGGAACUCCGUGUGACCCGCUGCCCCAGCCCUCCCCUCAACUGGCAGACCUCACAGAAACACACACUGCCUCGCAUCCAACAAAUAAAGCGGAAAGUGACCCCUCUGAGGAAACCUUGGAACCAAACCAAGAAGUCAUCGGAGACCCCAGUCCUCUGGACGCUUUAGAGGUUGACCUGGCCAUCUCUGUCUCGGAGAUUUCCAUCGAAGAGAAGGUCAAGGAACUGAGUCCCGAGGAAGAGAGAAGAAAAUGGGAGGAGGGCCGUAUAGACUACUUGGGGAAGGAUGCGUUCGCCCGGAUCCAGGAGAAGCUGGACCGCUUUCUGCAGUAAUGGCUGCUGCUGCUUUGUGCUUUCUCAAUAACUUAUGAAAUCACUGUGCCAUUUUGACUUGGCUCUUCUGGGAGGAUUCUCAGCCUUAUGAGUCGGGACAGAUUCUUCCACGAGAGAGCCUCAUAUUUGGAGACAUCUUUGAGAACAAAUGAACGCUGUGUGCUGACCGUCUCAACAGCUGGCUGUUAGUGACCUAUGCAGUUAUCAUUAAAAAUGGGCACUAUUGAAACGAA
Messenger RNA from Carlito syrichta (Philippine tarsier), 1676 nucleotides. RefSeq names its product glycogenin 2 (gene GYG2). The annotation marks the transcript as partial. Gene Ontology annotation, molecular function: glycosyltransferase activity. Gene Ontology annotation, cellular component: cytoplasm. The record is from RefSeq and is a predicted model, not a curated record. Lineage: Eukaryota; Metazoa; Chordata; Mammalia; Primates; Tarsiidae. The transcript is spliced from 11 exons.